GAUAAGAUCCAUGUUUUAUCAAAAUGUCGGAAAUUAGUUGUGACUUUUAGCUAUUUAUUUAUUUUGUGGAUCAUUUAUUAGUGUGACUAUUAUUAUUCCUCAGAUUUGUAAGGCAUGCUGAGCCUCUAGGAUGUGUGACCAGACUGAAGUGACGUAUUCACCCGGAGAUGUGGUGUGGGUCAAGCUGGGAUCCUUAUGGUGGCCCAGUCAGGUCCAGGACUACGACAAGCUACCAGAGGAGAUUACACACGACCUGCGCAAGCGGCCGAUAGCUGUCGUCAAGUUCUUUCAAGAAGACUCUUACGAGUAUGUGAAGAAUUUAAACCAGAUCUACCACUACAAUUGUCGGAGGAAAGAAGAAUUUAUUAAGAAGGGUCUAGACAUGGUGAGAUCAUCAAACACCCGAGAAGUGCCAUCGAACAUGAGCAUGUUUCCCAACGACAUAGUGAUGGCCGAACACAUCACUGGAGGAGAUCCAAACAUCCUAGAGAGUGAAGCUUUUGCUCCCGAAGAAAAGACUAACUACAGCGACUUAUUUGGUUCUGCUAAAAAGUCAUCGGGGAAAAAAGGUAAAGCUGAAGCCCUUAAAAAAGAGUUCAGGCGUCAUAGUGAAUCCCCUGUCAGGAACAAUCGUAAAAGUUUUUCUAACUUACCAGCCACUAUACCUAGACCAAUCACUCAUCCGCGGUUUAUCACUAAAGCUUUGGAAGGGAAGUCAGAUCAUGAAGUCCGGAUAAGAUGUCAAAUCUCUUUACCAAGAGACGAUGAAGAGGAUGUUGACAUGAAUGCUGAUAAAAAGAAAUACAAGUGUCAUUUAUGCGAUUUUCAAUCAGCCCGAUUGAAUGUCAUAGUUUUACACAAUAAGUCCCACAGUGCCGGCUUUAUUGAAGCUCAAAAUUCCAUUAAAGCCAAGUUAAAAGGGAAAGAAAGAGAGAGAGUUUCUGUGGGUCCUAUAUCUCUUGGUGAACAAACUCCAACAAGUGUUACAAGCCGGGGCAGGGUAAAAAGUCUGCCUAAGAAGUUAAUGGACUACACUGACGAACCACCUCCAAAAAUGUUAAAAGAAAGGACAUACGGUAAACCAGUCAAAGAAGAGACGACAGAGUCUCCAACUGAAAUCCUAGUUGAAAAAUCUCCUAAAAAGCAAAAGGUCGUUUCUGAAAAAACUGCUGUUAAAAGACCAUUGUUUGGAAAGCGCAAAUCAGCUAAGGAGAAGGCCGAAAUUGCAGCAAAAAUAAAACAAGAAAAUGAGGCCAUGAAAGAAACACUAUUAAAAGAUUGGGAUGAUGAUGAUGUGAAUGAAGAAGAAGUAGAACUGGAAAGGCUGAAACAAGCUCUGGAAUCAACAACAACUUCAAGUCUUGAAGAUGACGAGAUUGAUAGUCCUGCUAAGAUAAAAAAGACAGUUGACCAAGAAAAAACAUCUGGUAAAAGUAAAACCUCAACUAGAAAUGAUAGUUCUAGUAGUAAAACUAUAAGUGAUGAUGUUAAAACUAAAGUGUUUGAGUUUGAUGAUUCAGAGGAUUGUUUGCCUGUGAACAUAAAUUUCAGACUUAAGAAUAAGCAAGAAAAGUUUACGGAUGAUAAAUUUAAAAAGCCUAGGCCUCCAAAGCCUUUAAGCAAACCAAAGUCUAAAUCAUUGACACCCCCAACUCCACCACCUCCUCUUUUUAGUGAAAAGAAAGAUGAGGAAAAAGACACAGCUGAUUUGACAGAAGCGUUUAAUGCUCUUCUUGAAGAAACAUCUGUUCCUGUUCUCCCAGAGAUACCCAAUGCAAGUGCUAGUGUGAACUCUUCAUUUAGUGACCAGACAAGCGACAUUAGUUCAUCAACCGAUCUAGUUCGUAUAACAGACACUUCUGGAGAUUCAGGCUCAAAAAUGAUUUUGGAUUAUUUACCUAAAGAAUCAGUUUCGGUCAAUAGUGAAUCACUGAUGGAAUGCACUAGUUCUGAUAACGAAGAAGUAAACACAUCAGAUAAAGUUGAUAUAAGUUCUGUUGAAGAUCUGGAAACCAGUAAGAACCAAAAAAACAUGAUGGAAGUCUCGGCAGUCCCCAGUGCCGAGACGGAUUCUGAAGUUUUAUCUUCUGGGGACGCCUCAACCACUCGUCUUAAUUUAAAUUCUCAAACAGAAGAACCCAUUCCUCCAACAGAUGGUAAAGCUAGUGGUGAAGAUUCAACUUCAACAGAGAUAACAUCGACUUGUGAAGGUUCAAAGGGAUUUCUUGAUAGAAAAGAUCAACCACACGUAAAUAAUUGUUCCUUAGACGAAUCGACCCAAAAUAAGACUGAUAACACUGCAAAUUCUUCUCAUGAUGAUACACACACGAGAACUGAAAAUGUUGACACACCUAAUAAGUCUCAUGAUGAUGCUAGCUUGGUCAAUGAUGACUCAUCUUCGUUUGAAUUGAAUUCAAAAAUCUUGACAGAAUCUAAAAUAUCAGACAAUGAAUCUGUAAGUGGUUGCCAAAAAUAUGAUUCAGAGCUAAGGCCUGAUGAAAUGUCUGUUAAUCAGAAAAGUGAAUCAACUCCAACAGCUAGUGUUGAAAGUGAACAAAAUGUGAUUUCUGAUCCUGUUGUGCAAGAUGAUGAAAAUAAGGUUGACAUCAGUACGAUGGAUACUGACGUUAAAAAGGAGAUUCCAACUAGCAAAGAAACCAAAGUUCUUAUUAAAGAAGAACACUGUAUAUCUGGAUUUAGUUCAAAUGAACAACUUGUAACCCAAGAUGUUGUUUCGCAUUCAGGUGCCAAUGUACAGAUAAUAGUGCCCUCUAAUCAGGAUUCUAACACUGGGUCUAGCAAUUAUCACCAGCAACAAGUAGAAACUAUCCUUAUGCCAGAUCAAGGAAGUACUGUUAACCAAACUAUGUCCCAAAGUCUUCAGGACAUGGAACUUGAUAUUAAUUCAAUGCCUGUUAUUAUUGGGGGAGAAGAUUUUAUCCAGUCAGAACAACCAAAGCCACAUUUGAUUCCUAUUCAACCUAAAUAUUCUGAAAGUAUUGUAAUUAGCCCCAAAGUCAAUGUUGCUACUUCAUCUAAACCUGAGAGUGUUGUACAUUUCAGCGAACCAUCUUCAUCCACUCAAAAUAUUAAGUCAGUAGUAUCACUUCCUGGUAAAGGUGGAAAAGGAGGAGGACGAGGUGGAAGAUCCCCAAAAGUUACUUCUAAAACAAUUAAAUUGUCUGCUUCUGCACUGAAAAAUCUCGGAUCUCUUCCAAAAGGUGGCAAUCAACAAGUGUUGAUCUUGAAGACUGCAAGUAGCAAAGACAGUCAAGAUAAAGGAACGAUCCAAAAAACUCAAGGACCUUUAAAUCUGAUUCAGCAUGGCAAUAAAAUAUUGAUUGUAAAUAAUCCACAAAUGACAGGACAAAACAAAAUAAAACUAAAUCCACAACAACAGCAAUUGUUAACUGGAGGUAAACUGGCUCCGGGUACAAGAGUUUUCACUAGUAAAGUAGUCGCUACAACAACCCCACCUUCCAAUGACAGCAACAAAACCAGUACAUCAAGGCCUCCAUCAAAAACUACUCAGAAACUUGUAAUUAGUAAAGGUGGAGUUUUAACAAAUGUGUCAAAAAGUGUAAUUAUUAACAAUAGUUCCGCUGGUAAAAUAAUUUCAACAGUUUCAGGACUUAAAAACUUAGCAACAAGUAAAGGACAAACUAUUGUUGCCCAUAACAUUUUAAACACCAAAGGAGGUCUUAUUAUUCCAAGUUCAUCUCAGAAUGUAUCUUCAAGCAAUAAGACCACUACUCUAAUAACUUCUCAAAGUUUACCCUCAAGUAAGGGUAUGAUAUUAACACCGAUAGCUAGUAAAGGUGGGCAGAUUAUUUCAGGAAACUCAAAGUUGAGAAUAGUAUCCUCUAAAGCUCCUUUAAGUGGAACUCGGUUUGUUGUUCAAGGUUCUCCAAAAAAACCAACUACUGUUGAUACACAGUCAAAAGGUCAACAAAUUAAGUUGAUUAGUGGGUUGAGGGGGCAAUCAUCAGGAAAUACUAUUUUCAUUCAAACAAGUCAAGGUUUAGUGGCAAAAACAAUAUCUUCAAACACCGUUGCAGCAGCUACUACAACAAAAACUAUUACAGCGACACUUCCAAAAUCAAUAGCUGGAUCUAUUACAUCCCCAACUAAGAUUCGCAUGUCAGCAUCACCAGUUAAGACACCUAUUGUUAUUCAGCAGCCUCAGUCAAACGUGUCCAUUCAACAAAUUGUACAACAACCUGUUUCUGUUCAACCAUCAUCAAUGGUCAAAGUACAACAUUCUUUACCUGUGCAACCAGUAAAGAUUCAACCCAUGUCUGUACAACCAGCUCCUACUGUCAAGAAAGUAACUGCGCCAAAAUCCCGACAAAGUCCAAACAUUUUACAAAAACCUCCACGAAAAUCUACUCCCCGUGCUCCUAAAGGCGGUGGUCCCAAAGCUGGUGGUCCUAAAGCUGGUGGUCCUAAAGGAGGUGGUCGCUCUAAAGCUCAGUCUGCCACAAAAAAAUCAGAACCCUUGAUUCUUUCCACUUCAACUAGUUUGCCAGUAAUAACUCAGCCUUCCCUUGUCCAAGCACAGAUCCCACAGAAUUCAGAUGGAAUGCUUUAUUUAACAAUCGAUGAAUCUGGAAACUACAGACAGAUAGAUAGUAAAUCACUUCUGACCCUAGAAGGAGGUUCUACUGACACUCCACAGACUAUUUACAUCCCUGCGAGUAGUCAGCCUCAGGAUGUCGGUAAUGUUUUUCUAACCAUCGAUGAUGCAGGAAUGACUCAGCUUGUCAACAUAGCACCACCUACAUCCAGUACAUCUUUCAAUCAAGAGACUCCUGCACCUGCUCAAGAUAUCCUGGCCAAAGCAUUAGCAAAUACUCAAGUGUUUCAACAGGAAACCAUAAUGCCAGAUGUGGAUGUCAGCUCUGCUCUAGUUUCUACUGUAGAUUCAAGUUCACUCGCCUCUGCUUCAUUUGUGGAGCAGCCACACUACCCUGCACCCUCCUUAUCACACUCUGUGCAAGAGACGUCACUUACUCUCACACAACCCAUCAUGACUCCCCUCGAGGUACCUUCGAAUGUGUCCCCGAGUCUCGGUCAGAUCUCAGCGUUGCCGUCUAAUUAUAUUUCAUCAAACCUACUGAACACUAAACAGAAAGGUAUUCAUCCCUCAAUGCCUUUGUUGACUGAAGAAUCACUGACGAGUCAGACACGAGGUGAACCGAUUUUCUUGUUAGACUCGUCAAAUAAUAUAAUUCCCUUGACUUCUGGAUCUCAGACAUCGUUUCAACUGACACUAGAUGACAGUAUGGUGACAAUGACUUCGGGGGCUAGUGGGUCCGUCCUCCCACAAACAUACCAAGUUGUCACUAGUGAUCUGUUAACAUCCCAACUGAUCACACAGGGGGAGAAACAGCAAGAAGACGCUUCACAGAGCAUGCAUUUUACUGUACUUCAGGAAGCAAACCAGAUGUCUUCAGAAGAUGCACAGACAGCCCAAGGCAGUGGCAUUUUGAGGGAAGCUCUUGAAGCUCCUCAGACUUUUAAAAGUGAGUCAUUCACAAACAGUGUUGAAACCACUCAAAGUGAAAAUCUGGCAAACUCUGUCCAAAUUGAAAGCACAGAUAUAGAGAGUUGUAGGUUAGUUGAUUUUCACCCAGCUGAUCCUUUGCCUGAACACAUCAGUAAUGAGCAGCAUCUCGCGGGUGAGGAAACUGUAGCUGAAGAAGCUCAACAUUCCUUGAAAAGGAGUUUGGGUGAAGAAGAGACAGUGACGAGUUCCUCCGAUCACCAAGAUGAUGCAAAGAGAAUCAGGCUAGAGGAAAGAUAAUGUGUUUUAGUUCAUUAGUGUGUACAGUUGCAUAGUCGUGUAAUAUAUAUUUAUAAAUAUAUAAUUAGAUCAUUGUAUAGUAAACUUAAGAAUAUCAAUUUAUUCUUAAAGAUUUAAUUUUUAUAUUUUGGACUGAUCAUACAUCUUUAUUCACAUCUGAAAUGUAUAUACCAUGAAUCAAAUUAUAUUCUUGGCUAUUUAUAAUCACAAUCACGAGUGUUAUAAUUAUUUAUAGUUUUUAAGUUAUUACUUUUGGCCUUUUGGGUAUGUCCUUUAAUUUAUUGAUAAAAUAUGUGAGUACCAAGACCUAUCCUAUUUUAGUUUUGUGUUAUGGAAUGAGUCAUAGAAAAUACAAAAUUGCAGGAUCCAGAUUCACAAAAAUUACUAUAACUGAUUCAAAACUAAUGAGAGUUUGUAACUUUAUUUUUUUACUGUUUAUUGUAACAGAAAACUAUGUGUACUAAUGUAUUAAUUCAUGGAGGGUGCAUUUUGUUAUGAGGUUAAUUAUGUAUAUAACUUAUAAUUUUGUUCUGAACUUUACAUACCUUGCACCAACCAAACAAUAGAAUAAUUUUGUGUAGUUUUGUUUUAGUAAAUUCAAACACUUUCAAAUUAUUGAAUCAUGUUUUGUAAAAAAUUCUUUUUAGGUAAAUAAUUGGGAUAUCUAUGAUCAUAAAUAUUGUGUUGGUUUUAAGUGAUAGUAAUGGCCAACUAUUAGUUUCUUAUGAAAAUAUUGUGUAGGGUGUGUAUGUAUAUAUACAUAUUUUUUAAGCAACAAUGUUCUUCUGUAAUUUAUUUAAUCAUGUCUGAACAAAUGUUUUCAGACUUCUUUUUUGGAGCUAGUUAAAAAAGCGAGAACCCAAAAGAAAGUUAUUUUGUUAAAUUAAGAUUAAUAAUGACCUCUUUUUUGUAAUGUGAACUAAAAGACAUUUUAUUUGUGCAAUGGUAAUUAUCUGAACUAUUUAAAAAAAAAACCUCACCCCCAAAAUGUUUUGCAAUUUGAUUAAUUACUUUUUUUAGCAUAUCUGUGUUGAGUUUUGUUGUCAGUUUAAAAAUGUUUUUGAGUAAAAUAAGAAUAUUUAAACAAAUUUAAUUAUUUUAAAAGCUUUAAAAGUUGCGUCAAAAUUUGAUGAAAUUUUCUUAGUGCACGAUAUUUUUGAUACCAUGUUUAAUGUAUAUUGUCAGAUCAGAUUUGGAAUUAUAUUUUUUUUGUUGAUUGUGAAUAUUUUAAAAGUGUUAUACUGUAUAUCAUAGAUUAGGCUACUGUAAGGAUUUUCUAACUGUAUUCCAGAGUUUUUGUUUAUUUUGCUUGAUGGCAGUCUGUUGAAGUAAAUUGUAUAAUUAAGGAAAA
Messenger RNA from Macrosteles quadrilineatus (aster leafhopper), 7157 nucleotides. Its product is annotated as mucin-2-like. The transcript is spliced from 4 exons. The record is from RefSeq and is a predicted model, not a curated record. NCBI's taxonomy places the organism in Eukaryota, Metazoa, Arthropoda, Insecta, Hemiptera, Cicadellidae. The coding region runs from base 131 to 5806 and encodes 1891 amino acids.